Messenger RNA from Fibroporia radiculosa, 633 nucleotides. RefSeq lists its product as uncharacterized. The record is from RefSeq and is a predicted model, not a curated record. The coding region runs from base 1 to 633 and encodes 210 amino acids. NCBI's taxonomy places the organism in Eukaryota, Fungi, Basidiomycota, Agaricomycetes, Polyporales, Fibroporiaceae. The transcript has 2 exons.
AUGAAGUUUGAACAAAUCCUCAUUCACCAUGGUCUCCUGAAGGAAGGCGUCGAGGCUGCAGCAGAUGAGGUAGGGAAGAGUGUGCGAGAGGACACCGCAGAUUUGGCCCAGAACUUUAUCAAAGAUAUCAGUUUCGUCAUAGAGGACUCGCCCACUACGUCCCCGACAAAUAUUCCCGACUCUUUGCAAUCUGCUGCGAACAGCACUGCUUCCGGCACCGCGACGCUUGCCUCUGCUGCCCGCCGCAUGUCUGACGCUGUCGGCUCCGUAGCUGGUCAGGCCGGUGCAUGGGUUGCUGGGCACAUCACAGCGUCCUCCUCUCCGUCAGAGACACUCAUAUCGCUUUCAAAUGCAUCUGACAUAGCUACGGGUGAGUUCAGCACGGGCGCCGCGGAGGUACGCUCUGCGGUCUCAGAUACCGCAGGGCUGCGCAUUGAGUAUGCGCAUGGCGAACAAGCGAGAGAGGUACUGGAGAAUAUGGGUGAGUGUGUGCAGAACGUCGGCGCGGCGGCUGGCAAUGUGGCCGUCGCAACGAGCGGAGUGGGAAUAGCAGCCGCAGGGAUCAAGGGUGACGCGCAGAGCGACGGAAGGCAGGGAAUCUCGACUGCGAAAGAUGAAGAUGGAAAUGUUUAG